Messenger RNA from Neocloeon triangulifer, 1300 nucleotides. RefSeq names its product inhibitor of growth protein 1. Gene Ontology annotation, biological process: positive regulation of DNA-templated transcription. The transcript has 6 exons. The record is from RefSeq and is a predicted model, not a curated record. Gene Ontology annotation, cellular component: nucleus. NCBI's taxonomy places the organism in Eukaryota, Metazoa, Arthropoda, Insecta, Ephemeroptera, Baetidae. The coding region runs from base 208 to 1221 and encodes 337 amino acids.
UGAAUGAGCGUGAGCCGCAAAACUGUUUGGCAUUCUGGCAUCUGUUUCUGCUCGAGCUUCAAAACAUUUUUCUGAACUUGUUUUUCUCGCAAAAUUUUAUGGUACACAGCCAAUUUUUUAACAAUUUUGUGACUUCCGAGACGAGAUUCUACAAAAUUUAAGCGGAUAUUGAAUUUCUAAUUUGACGAUUGAUUGUGUGGACCAAAAAUGUUAAACCAGGCGGCGGCUGAGGCGCUUUACUCGGCCACGUACGUAGAAAAUUAUCUGGACUGCUUGGAAAAUCUCCCAGAUGAUCUCCAACGCCAGCUUUCUCGUCUGCGUGAACUUGACGCUCUUUACCAAGGAUACACCGAUGAACUAGGAGAGCUGACGGAAUCGUUCAAAAAAGAGUCGGACGGAGCGGCGCUGCGGAAACUGCAGACCCAAAUGCAACAGACUUUGAUUAGGGCGCAAGAAAUCGGCGACGAAAAACUGCAGGCGGUCAACAUCCUGCAGGAGCUAAUCGAAAACCAAGCUCGACUUCUAGAGACUGACUCAAAAAAUCUAGACUUCGGUAAGGAUCAGGAAAAUACGGAACCAAGCAGUAAGGAAAUACCUAGUGGUCCAAGAGAACAGACAAGUUACUCAAGCAGCUCAAACGUUACCACGAUGGCCGUUGUCAACUCGGCCAGCAAUUCCGAAAGGCAGUCGAAAAGAGCUCGGAGGUCAAGAGUUGAAAUUGUGGAGGAAACUUACACCAGCAUCACUAUUCAACAGACAAGCUCCACCACAGAGAGGAAUGUUGAAACAAGAGGAAAUUCGUCCGUGUCUGAAAACUCAAAAUCAAAUUCCGGAGGAAAUUCGGGCGGCAUGAGUAGCAGCAACGUGAAUCAACGAAAACAGACCAAGAAGAAAAAGAGGAAAGCAAAGCAGGAGAAAGAGCAAAAGCAGCAAAAGAGGCAGCACCAGCAGGAUGACUCUCCUCAGGAGAUUCCGAUAGAUCCGGAUGAGCCGACGUACUGCCUUUGCGACCAGAUCUCAUAUGGCGAGAUGAUUUGUUGCGACAACGAUCUCUGCCCCAUAGAAUGGUUCCACUUUUCUUGCGUCUCACUCAGUUCAAAACCCAAGGGCAAGUGGUUCUGUCCCCGCUGCCGAGGUGACAGACCCAACAUAAUGAAGCCAAAGGCUCAAUUUCUCAAAGAACUGGAGCGGUACAACAAGGAGAAAGAAGAGAAGGCGUAAUUUGAACUUUAUUUUGAGAGGUAUUUUAGCUGUAAAUAAAAUCUAAUAAUUAAUAAACUGGGAUUUUUAAGAAUUCAAA